Molecule: messenger RNA, 2304 nt
Organism: Verruconis gallopava
Lineage: Eukaryota; Fungi; Ascomycota; Dothideomycetes; Venturiales; Sympoventuriaceae
Exons: 2
Coding region: 310-1941 (543 amino acids)
Source: RefSeq, a predicted model, not a curated record
UGACUGAAAAGCAUGAAAAAGGGUCGCCGUCCCUGGUGCGUCCUGUCGCCCUUCUAGAGCUCACGAAAACCUUUUUGUCUCAGGCACGCGUUCUGCAAAGAACGAGAAGAGCCGUUCUUUGUCUUUGUCCUUCCGCUGCUCGACCUUUCUGAUCCUUUUCAACUGCAUCGUCCGUCACGUCGUCUCGCCGCCCAGUAUUGCGUCACCUUGCCUCUGCGGCGCUUGCCGACCUUCCCCAGAUUCUGCGCGUCUGGCCAACAGCAGUCCUGUCUGUGUGCCGCUAUCGCUUGGCGCCCUGUCGCAUCUACAAUGCCUCUGCUCGGCUUCGUCGCUCGAAGGUCUUCUCAUACCCGCGAUGGUGCCAGCAUAAAGGAUCAAUUGCGCAAAGUUGCUGCCAAAGGCCCCUCCACAAGCACGCUGUCUGUUCAGUCCGGCCUCUUGGGCCACGUCGAAGAUAUGCACCACAUGGAUGCAGCAAAACGUCAUAGCAUUGGCGGCAAGCUGAUGCCAGAUCGCCGUUCCAGCGCCAACGCCCAGAAAGUUGCGCUCAGCAAACCUGCAAAGCUCUGGCUGACCGUCGAGUCGCCGCCUCUGGUAGCGUACAACAUCCCAGCCAACUCGACUGGAGCCUUGUUCUCAGCUCAGCUGCACGUCGAUGUUACCGACUCGGAACUCACCUUCGAGUCCGUGGAAGCGCGCUUCAUCUGUGUGACCACGGUCAAGCGGCCGGUGCAUCCUCACUGUCCAGAAUGCAGUACGAAAGUCACGGAGCUGAAGAAGAUCAAUCUCGCCAAGGAGGGGCUCCGGCUGAGACGUGGUGAUCAUCCGAUUCCGAUCAGCUACCUAUUUCCAGGCCAUUUACCCGCAACCACGAGAGGUACGCUUGUCUCCGUCGAGUAUUUCCUCGUUGCCCAAGCCAAAACUGUCACCGGCGAAACCAUUGGCUUGUGCCAGCGGACCUCGGAUGGUCGUUUCACACCUUUGCCCAACGAUCGAUUUGAAAUCAAGCUGUCCCGUUCCAUUCUUCCUGGCAAUGAAAAACACUCGAUACGAAUUUUCCCCCCAACAAAUCUCACCGCGAGCGUGACAUUGAACCCGGUUAUUCAUCCUAUAGGCGAGUUUGAAGUAAGCCUCAGGCUAUCUGGUAUGACCGAGAAGAAAAAGGACGCGAUAAAUCGCUGGCGGUUAAGGAAGAUGAACUGGCGGAUCGAAGAAACACAGAGGAUGAUUUCACCCGCAUGUCCGAAGCAUGCAGAGAAGAUUGGUGGUCAAGGCAGGGGGAUCAAGCACGAAGAUGUCCGCACUAUUGGAGAGGGAGAGAUUGAUCAACGCAGGAAUCCUUGGAAGAACAAUUUGGAUGCCGGCGAUGUUGAAGCCAUCUUUUACGCUUCCGUUAACCCGAACAAGAAGCCUGUCUGCGACGCUGAGGCCAACAACGGCAUGUCGAUUACUCACAAUCUCGUAGUCGAAAUGGUCGUUGCUGAGGAAUGGUGUCCUCGGAACAAGCCAAAUCAGGUCACACCUACUGGUGCUGCACGCAUACUACGAACACAGUUCCAUCUCAUGCUCACGGAGCGCCCUGGCCUUGGCGUCUCCUGGGACGAGGAAACUCCUCCUGUCUAUGAAGAUGUGCCGGAGUCUCCCCCUCAUUAUGCAUCUAUGACGGACUUCGACAUGAAUGUUUUGGGUGGCCAAAUUGAAGAGCUUCAUCUGGACCCGAACACGCAGCAGCUCUUGAGCACAGGCGCGUCUUCUUCGGGCACGAGAUCACCGCCGCGCUCACGGUCGACCGAACGUGGUCCGCAAUCUGCACGAGCUCACUUUGUUUAUUCUGCUGACGAUCUUCUAUCCGGUCCCCCCGAGCGUCGUGAUUCCGAGCCACAGGAAGAGGAGGAAGAUGAUGUACAAAUUGCGGAUGCAGCUCAUAUGAACCGCACCUAAUCGCAAGCGAUUCGACGACGGACUCACGAUUUCCUUUUACAUGAUUGUUUCUGUCUGAUUGUCCUGGUCACUUCGGCUUAAUCAUGCCAUGAAGAUACCCCACAUUAGCAUUUUCGAUUUUGGAGCUGGCCUUGGGAAAACCUGAUGUCCUUGAUAAAAGCAGGAACUUGGCAUACAUUGGUUAUGUCAGAGAUGUAUAUAGACUAAUUUUCGGACUGAUCACAGUAUGCAUAUAUACACUAUGAAUGUAAAUGUACGCUGAGACUGCUCAAACGGUACGAUGGGAAUGCUCGUCUCUUAGCUGUUUUUGCCACUUUUUAAAUGAACUUUAACGUAUGGAAAAUGGCCACUAUCUUAUUCACG